Dermacentor silvarum is the source of this 644-nucleotide messenger RNA. RefSeq names its product thiol S-methyltransferase METTL7B-like. The record is from RefSeq and is a predicted model, not a curated record. The coding region runs from base 192 to 518 and encodes 108 amino acids. Lineage: Eukaryota; Metazoa; Arthropoda; Arachnida; Ixodida; Ixodidae. The transcript is spliced from 3 exons.
UCAGAGAAAAGGAUGCAAUCAGAGUACUCGAGAUUGGAGCUGGACUGGGUGGCAACUUUGAGCACAUCACCCGCACCGUCAAGUACACCAACGUCGAUCCAAAUGUGAAGCUUGCCUCGGCCUUUCUCAGGCAGCUCCAACAGAACCCCAAGGUUGAACUCGAACAGUGGAUUCAUGGAUACGGUGAAGACAUGAGUGAGCUGGCAAGUAGCCAUUUCGACGUCGUUAUGUUCACCUACCUCCUUUGCUCCGUAAAGAACCCGAGAGAAGUACUAGAAAAAGCCAAGCGGGUUAUGGUGAAAGGCGGUACCCUCAUCUUUCUGGAGCACGUAGCUUUUCAUCGUGGCACGUGGCAAAGGCUUGUUCAAAAUGCGGUAACUCCCCUGUGGACGAUAACGUGCUGCAACGGUCACCUGAAUAGAGACUCUGUUCAGCAAAUAGAAGAUGCUGGAUUCUCGCGUGUCAUGGCCUACUACAUUGAUGCAGACAUCGACGUUAUAUUGCGCCGUCAGGCGUAAGGAAUUGUCAUCUCAUAAUGAACGCAGGAUCAAGUUGUGAUGCUCGUCCACUGACUGCAACGCCGAUUGUAUACUACUAUUUUCUGGAAAUAUAUCUUACAGAGCGAAAUAAAAGCUUCUUUAGCA